Molecule: messenger RNA, 1635 nt
Organism: Aspergillus terreus NIH2624
Lineage: Eukaryota; Fungi; Ascomycota; Eurotiomycetes; Eurotiales; Aspergillaceae
Exons: 5
Coding region: 1-1635 (544 amino acids)
Source: RefSeq, a predicted model, not a curated record
AUGGUUGUUAGUGCUUCUGUCUCCGCGACGGGGGCUGUGAAGAGGCCUUCCUCCGCGCUUCAAGAUGACUGCGCCGGUUGGGAAUCUGCUCCCCCUAUGGCCAUGCAAAUGCGCACAUCAUUCAACCUCCCCUUCACUCACUAUGCUUUGAUUUAUAUGGACAACAUGGGCAAGCUCAAGGUCUCGGAGUCGGCUUCUAUUCGUGACCAACACGACACUCUCUUUACUCCUGAUGUGCGGGAAAAGUUCCUGGAGAUUCUUGGGCCUAAGAUCGGGUACCACAAGCCACUCAUUCGCAGACCCUCUGGUGUCGGUGCUUAUCCCUACGGUUAUGGACACCCUGAAGACUUCUCCCGCCAGGUUAAGAGACGCAAGGCGUCCAUUCAAGAUCCUGCACUUGACAUGCACUUUUCCAGCCAGUACUCUGACUCGGUCGAAGAGUUCCCUCAGUACCCGUCGACCAACAUGGUCGGCCUUGAGAUCGGAGACACCGAGAAGGUUCUCGAGUACUAUGAGAAUGCUCUCAAGCACUUUCAACAACUGAACUGCCGCCAGAUCGCCAAGGCUUUUAUCAAGUUUAUCGAACCGCGCAAGCAAGUGAAGCACCCGUACAACGGCGGUAAGCCCCGUGCUGGAGCGGCCUCGGGUGAGAAGGGAGACCCGGAAAAGACCAAGCCAGAGUGGUGGCCCGCUGGCGUCGUCCAUAAGGAGCCGGACCACCUUCGCAAAGAACAACGCAUUCGCCUCCUGAUCCACAUUGUUCGCAAGCUCGGAAAAUUUGGCAUCACCCCUGAUAAGCUGCAGGAAGUUGCCUACGACUCCAAGAGACAGCUCAGACCCACGACCAAGAUCGAGGUCCUGGAUGAGAUCUUCAAGGUGCGACGGAUGGAGGAGAGAUACGAAAGAGGUGAAAUUGACGCGACCACAAUGGUAUACGUUGUGAACCGGGACGCCAACCAGAAGGGAGACAAGGACUCCGACUCUGUCAGCGAGCCCGAACAAAAAGCUGACGCCGAGGAAGUGGAUGAAGUGGACGAGGGCUUCCUGACCCCUGCAUCAUCCGCCCAACACACUCAGACUUCUUUUGCAUCUGUUGACAUGAGCAUGGGUGCUAGCCGCCCAAUGCACAUCAGUGGUGACAGAGACCAGCUUUUCCCAUUGCCUGAAUCUUUAAGCUUCGAAGAGCAACCCAGAACUGAACGCACAUACUACCCUGCCACGUCCGACUACUCGGAUGAUUAUGGCCACAGUCUGCUGAAAACUCCUGUGACUUCGACGAUGGUCAGCCCAAGUGACCAAACUGGCUCCUUCGAAUACCUGCCUCCGGCCCCGUUCACAGCCUCAACGACAGCGGAACAGAUGAGUGGCCAGCGUCCCGCAGCGAUGCCAAUGCAGCACUCCAUCAGCCACUACGACUCUUGGACGCCGACCUUCCGCCAAAACGUCUUCCACCCGAUGGAGUACGGCACGGCACCAAACCAAACUCUCCCCCAACCUGCCGUGUCCUAUCCGAUGUCGAUGCCACCUGCCUCUCAUCCGGAUAUGCCUCACGGUCUUCCGGACCCCAUGGACCACAAGCCUGCGGUCUUUCGCCCAGGGCCCAUGAUGGUUCCCCACCACACUGCGACCGCCUAG